Messenger RNA from Plectropomus leopardus (leopard coralgrouper), 753 nucleotides. NCBI's taxonomy places the organism in Eukaryota, Metazoa, Chordata, Actinopteri, Perciformes, Serranidae. The record is from RefSeq and is a predicted model, not a curated record.
CAGCUGGAGAUGAUCUCCAUGGAGAACCCGUCUGACCUGAAGAAGCAGCUGUUUGUUGAGUUUGAGGGGGAACAAGGUGUAGACGAGGGAGGCGUUUCAAAGGAGUUCUUCCAGCUGGUCCUGGAGGAAAUUUUCAAUCCCGACAUCGGAAUGUUCAGCUACGACGACGACACUAAACUGUUUUGGUUUAACUCAUCCUCGCUGGAGAAUGAAGCACAGUACACUCUCGUCGGACUCGUCCUCGGGCUCGCCAUUUACAACAACUGCAUCCUGGACGUGCAUUUCCCCAUGGUCGUCUACAGGAAACUCAUGGGCAAGAAGGGGAGCUUUUUGGACCUGUCGGACUCACAUCCAGUUCUCUACCAGAGUCUGAAGGAGCUGCUCGAGUACAGCGGCAACGUGGAGGAAGACAUGACGCUCACCUUCCAGAUAUCACACACAGAUCUUUUUGGAAACCCAAUUUUAUACGACCUAAAGGAGCAGGGAGACCAAAUUCCUGUCACCAAGGACAACAGACAGGAGUUUGUGGACACGUACGCUGACUACAUCCUGAACAAAAGCGUAGAGAGACAAUUCAAAGCCUUCAAGAAAGGUUUCCAAAUGGUCACAAAUGAGUCUCCGCUGAAGUAUUUGUUCAGACCUGAGGAAGUAGAGCUGCUUAUCUGUGGAAGCAGGAAACUUGACUUUGAAGCACUUGAAAAGACGACGGAGUACGAUGGAGGUUAUAGCAAAGACAGCCAAAUCAUCAAGUAA